Hermetia illucens (black soldier fly) is the source of this 1545-nucleotide messenger RNA. Its product is annotated as spliceosome-associated protein CWC27 homolog. Gene Ontology annotation, molecular function: peptidyl-prolyl cis-trans isomerase activity. The record is from RefSeq and is a predicted model, not a curated record. Gene Ontology annotation, cellular component: catalytic step 2 spliceosome. The transcript has 7 exons. The coding region runs from base 74 to 1534 and encodes 486 amino acids. Gene Ontology annotation, biological process: protein peptidyl-prolyl isomerization; protein folding. NCBI's taxonomy places the organism in Eukaryota, Metazoa, Arthropoda, Insecta, Diptera, Stratiomyidae.
AUCAGCUGUUGAUUAAUGUCAACUUCGGGAAACAUUUUGUUUGCAUCGUCUUGUUUAUGGGAAGAAGCGAAGCAUGAGUAAUAUUUAUAUACAGGAGCCUCCUACCUCUGGGAAGGUUCUCCUAAAAACUUCGGUUGGUGACAUCGACAUCGAACUUUGGGCUCGAGAAUGUCCAAAGGCUUGCAGGAACUUCAUCCAGUUAUGCAUGGAAGGAUACUACAAUGGAACAAUAUUUCAUCGGAUAGUCAAAGGGUUCAUUGCACAAGGCGGAGACCCAAAUGGCGACGGAAGUGGCGGUGAAUCAAUUUACGGAGAACCUUUCAAAGAUGAAUUCCAUUCACGUCUACGGUUUAGCAGGCGUGGUUUGGUGGCCAUGGCUAAUUCCAGUGAAGACGACAAUGGGUCGCAAUUCUUUUUCACGAUGGGUCCUACGCCAGAAUUGCAAAACAAGCACACACUUUUCGGUAAGGUGACCGGCGACACCCUCUAUAAUAUGCUUAAAUUGGAAGAUGGACUCGUUGAUCACAAUGAACGGCCGCUCUACCCUCCGAAGAUAAUCAAGGCUGAAAUACUUAGUAACCCAUUCAGCGACAUUGUGCCACGAGUUUUGAAGAAAGAGGAGAAAAAGGCGAAGAAGAAAGUCAAGGAAAAGGGAGUCAAAAACUUUGGAUUGCUAUCUUUCGGGGAGGAAGCUGAAGAAGACGAAGAUCAAACAAAUGACUUUGUAAAGAAAAACGCUGGUAAAGCAAAGUCCACUCAUGAUGUUCUUGACGAUCCCAAGCUGAGUAAGGAGACGGGUGAUUUAAAAAAGAGAACUGAAUCUGACAUUGAAAAGUACGAUAAGUCUUCAGAAGAUGAGGAAAAUGUCCAAGAGACUGCUGCUCGCAUUAAAGAUAAAUUAAGCUCGAAAAAAACAUCCAAAGAUGACAAGACUAAGAAAAAGGACGCAAAGAAGGAAGGCGAAUCAGAUGAGGAUGAUGAUGAUUAUUUCAAGACAAUUGAGCAAGAGAAAAAAGAAAAACAGAAGAAAAAGGCGGAAGAAAUUCGACAAGAAAUCGUCUCGCUAAAGAAACAAUAUAAACAAGAACGAAAGGCUAAAGACGACUUAAUCGACAAACAAUUAGAGAAAGAUGUGAAAAAAGAAACAUCAAAUGAAAUAUUAAAAGAAUACUUGAAUGAGAAGGACAAAUACGCGCAUUUGAAAAAAACUGUUCCAAAGAAGGGAUCAGCCAGGGAAGAGUUUACACUUCAAUUACUCUCUAAGUUUCGUAAUAAGCUCGAUUCACUCAAGGAGAAAACGACAGAGAAAAAUGAAGAAGACGACGAUAAAAUGAUUGAAGAGGAUAUCAAAACCGACGAUUGGUUAUCUCAUAAACUUAAUUUUGAAGACACUAGGGUGCCCGUUCUUGCAAAAGAUGCGUCUACGAAAUCUGAUGAUUGGUACGAUGUCUUCGAUCCCAGAAACCCAUUGAAUAAACGCAAGCGGGGAGAGGCAAGGUCUACCGAUAAAGAUAUAAAAAAGAGUAAAGUGUAAUAAAGGCUCAU